CCAGGUUCGGUUCGAUCGAACCCACCAUUUCAAGCCCCUGGAUACAAACUAUACCAGAAAGCAUGGGCGCGGACCAAUCAGAAAAUUAUGAAAAUCGUUGAUGAUCUCCAAAAAGGUUUAUUGGAUGACUUGGUAACAUUCAUCAAAACAACAAGGUUUGACUUUAGGACCUCGAUUCGGAAACCGAUUCCGACUGCCGUCUUACUAGGCACGUCAAAGAUACUAAACGCGUCGCUUGCUUCUCGUGUCUCUGGAAUCAAAGAUCCAUUCGGUGGAUCUGAAUGCUUGCCAAUCCAACUCAACAGUCGCUCCUGUCUUACCCUCAGCUCGACGAUCAAAUCUAUCGUCAACCUAUUAGAAAGCCGACUCGAGUUUUUAGCAGACAGCGAUUCUCUUUACACAAAGACCUCUGGUGCAAAUGAUCCUCUGGCAAAAGAUGAUGUACAAAACAUUCGAAUUCUCUACCAGGCACACCGCGACUAUUGCUUCAAAACCUCUUCGUCAUCUGAUUCAGAAUCGACAAUUUGGCCAAAACUAGUUUUCAUAAUUGAUGAAUUUGAAAGCUUUGAUUCCGGUGUAUUGGAAGAUUUGAUCUCAAUUUUCAGUAAUCUGAUGACCACGAUCCCCAUCAUGAUGAUUCUAUCACUUAACACAUCAGCCGAAGCGAUCCAUUCCUUAUUACCAAGAACGACGAUUUUUCGGCUAAAGAUGACCCCAUUUGCGGUUGAUAUGGGUGGGGGUGCCGUAACAUCAUUAAUUCAAAAGAUUGCAUUUGAUCCAGAUAGUGUUUUCGAUCUUUCCUCGGGCGUCGUGAGAUCCUUAAUGGAUGGGUACGAGAGAUUGAAUAAGUCGUUCGACAACUUGAUCUCCAAACUUCAAUUCAUUCAUCUAGCACAUUUCCACACGAACCCACUCUGUGAAUUCCUGGACGGUAUCUCUACUGAAGAAGAGGAAGAAGAAAAAGAGCAAGAUGACAUACAACAACCACCCAAUUUUCAAUAUCUUGCUUUUCAUUUACGACUGACAACCUCCUGGAAGCGGGCCCGUCGAGGACAAACACUACUAGUUAAUGACCAAGAGCUAAUACAUAUCCUUUGGAAAUCAUACCGAAGACGGAAACAGGCUCGAGCAGCUUGUCUGAUGGCUCUCGAAGCUUUAGAAAGAAUCGGUCGGCUGUGGCCGGAAAAGGAGAGAACACCCGAAUGGAUUCUAUACAACGUUUAUCGUCCCGAGUUAUUUGAUUAUUCGAUUGAAAUGUGCAAGUUGAUCAAACACAGUAACGAUGAAAUGUUGAUGAAUGUAUUGAAUUCACUCUCUGACAUGGCGACCGAGUUUGAUUGGCUUGAGCCGAGUUUGAUCAGACUUUCUGAGCUGAUGAAUGACCGGGAACUUCGGAAAGCUGGUGCUCGAACGCAUCUGGUUAACACUCAUGAACCUAUGUUGGCUGGGGUCACACUCCUCUCGGCUGAUCGCGAAUUUACGAAGAUGAUAUCUGAUGUUACGGAUUCUUUGAUCCAGUUCUUUCGGAGCAACUUGGGACCUGAUAGCUUACUAGAGCUUCAUGAAGCAUGGACGUUUGAUGAUAAGAUUCUAUUGAAUGAAGUUUUCCAUCCUAGAUAUAUCCACCAACUCAAAUCGGGAUUGGAAUUGAAGAGACAAAGUCUCAACCCCACCUCUCCUCUAAAAGAGAAAGGCAAAAGUCAUAAAAACUCGGAAGAAGAUGAUCAGGAAAAAGACAUGAAUCGAUUGAGGAGGAUGUACGAGUUAUACAUGGAAACGAAUGGGAAGAUAAUCAACUUGAACGAUUGGUUCGGAGCUUUUUAUCAACAAGCAAAUCCGUCUUCUUCGUCUUCUUGUUCAACUAUGGAUUCUCCUAGCAAGAAACAAAACGGCCCAAAUAAAAAGAGGAAGACGCAGUCAAUGGAAACAAAUCAAGAGGUCGAAUUCGAGAAAGUCUUCUUAAAGUCGAUCGGUGAUCUUGGAUUUCUUGGUAUUAUUUCUCAGUGUAGUCGCAAGAAAGAACACGUCACCAAACACUUUUUCGGCUAA
This is a messenger RNA of Puccinia graminis f. sp. tritici CRL 75-36-700-3, 2049 nucleotides long. RefSeq lists its product as uncharacterized. Gene Ontology annotation, biological process: DNA replication initiation; DNA replication. Bases 88 to 2049 code for a protein of 653 amino acids. The record is from RefSeq and is a predicted model, not a curated record. Gene Ontology annotation, molecular function: DNA replication origin binding. The transcript has 8 exons. Gene Ontology annotation, cellular component: nuclear pre-replicative complex; nuclear origin of replication recognition complex; DNA replication preinitiation complex. Lineage: Eukaryota; Fungi; Basidiomycota; Pucciniomycetes; Pucciniales; Pucciniaceae.